AUGGACACCCCCUGUGCCCCAGACAUCCGCCGCUACGACCCAGACCUCCCCCUCGACGUCCUCUGCAACGUCGUCGCCCUCGUCCCACCCCCCUUCUACCCCGAGCACCCGCCCCUCGAGCCCUCUCCCAUCCCCCCGAACGAGCUCAUCGCCAACCUCGACCCAUCCCAGCACCCCGCCCAAACAGACGGCCAGUGUAUCUCUGCCCUCACCCGCGCUUCGUCCCGCCUGCUCGAAGCCGCCCGUCCGUGGCUCUGGGAGCACGUCGAUGUCAAAGGCGGCCGGGGCUGGCUCGCCAUUGUCAAUGCGCUGACGGAGGAGAUCAUCGAGCAGGAUGUGGAGCAGCUCACGCCGCUGGGCGGGUCCGUGGGCGGGGGGUCAGAUGGUACAGGCAGUGGCGGGCAGACACCGGUCACGGGGCCUGAAGCACCAAGACACCCUCCUGUCGCUAUCGCAGCUCAGAGCAUGCAGGCGUAUGCGUCGCCACCCGGCUCGUCAAUCAUGCCUUUCCCUGUCAACAGCUUGGCAGGGCCGAUUAUGGCCUCGGGCUUUUCGUCGAGCCCGCCUCAGCCGUCGCAUAUCCACCAGCUGCUCACCCCGCCAACGUCGCGCACGUCGUCCCCUGCCCCGGGGCAGCAGCCAAACAGUCCAGCAGUCUCCGUCUCUGGCUCUGAUCGGGCGGAGCAUAGUCCAAGCCCGGGACCGUCGGGUAUUUCGUCAGCGACGAGGACAAAGCUCCGUGGACGUUCGCGCUCUCCACGGCGAACGGUAGGAUUCCACACGCAAGGUAUCCACGCCGUCCUCGAGCGAAGCCGUUCAGCCUCGGACGGCUCGCAGCGUCCGCCAGGAGGCAUCACGCGCGGGUCUUUGCACCGCCGUACCAGUCUGUCCAGGUCGCGUACGUGGCACGACUCGCCGGGAGAUGAUGCAGACGAAGAAGAGGAUGACGAGAUUAUGCCGCUGGUGACGCCGACAGUCAAGCCCAAGACGGGUGUCAUUACGCCUAGAGUAAAGCCGGAGAACGGGGAGAAUGCGAAUUCAGAGCUGCUGCCGCCCCCGGGGCCGUACAUCAGGCAUCUCAGCUUUACCAACUUUCGGACCAUCGGCGCGAGGAGGAGCCAGGAGGAGGCGGUCAAGUAUAGAUUCGUGACAGCAGGGCGACUCGAGGGUGUCAUCAAGAAUGCGCCAAAUCUGGUGACACUCUGCAUGACAGAGUAUGUCGAUUCAUCUCUAUCCUACCCGGUCCUCGAAGAGAUCUUUUUCCGUGGGUCCCGCAAGCCACGCUACCACUCUCCCACCAUCAACCGCGCCCGUUCCCUCUCUAUCGGCCCCACCCCGUCCGUGGCGUCCACCACACACGACCAGCUCGACCCGCCACGUCCCGAGUAUGUCCCAUACGAAGACGAGACGGAGGACCAAAAGUGGAAACGGCGCGAAAUGUUUACGCCCCUCGAAGCGCUCGACCUGACGGGCUGUGUCAGUGUCAACUUUACGCAGGGGAUGCAAAAGUUUUACGAUACGUGGUUGGCGUUGGAUGACGAGUCGGAUGACGAGGAAGAGGAGCGCGGUAGGGGGAGGUGGAAGGGGAGUAGGAGGGGAAGGCCGGGGCAUUCACCGGAUGCUACAGAGGAUGAGAGCGACCACCACAGUCACUCGGUUUCUCGAGACAGGCAUGGAGAGAGGCACAACUAUAGGCGUCCGCCGAGGUUUAGGCACAUGCGCCGUCUCUGCCUUCGCAUGUGUACAUCCCUCGACUCGCAGAUCGUGGCGUCUCUUGUAUGGUCGUUCCCUUGCUUGACCCACCUCGAUCUGUCCAACACCAAAGUCCCCGACGAGCUGCUCAGUCACCUCACCGACCACUGCCCGCGCUCCUUCCGCCUCACAUCAUUGAGCUUGGCCCGUUGCCCAAAGCUCAACUCGUAUGCGGUCGCAGACUUUUUGUGCAGGUCGCCUGCAGUACGCGACUUGGUCGACUUGAACUUGUACGUCAACCCGACUCAGGGGAAUGCGCUCGAGUCGGAUGCCCUCAUGCGGCUCAUCACCGAGGCGCCUUGUAUGCGUACCGGCAGGCUGAGAUACUUGGACCUUUCCUCGGCCAAGUUUACCCCGGCGCACCUGGCGGCGGACGUAUUCCCAUACCAGACCAGUCUUGUCUCGCUCGGUCUGUCGCACGUACCCACCCUGGCUCUACCUCUCAUCGCCGACUUUUUGCUGAACGUCGCGCCCAAUGUCGAAAUUCUCACCCUCGUUGGCACCGCCACCACGUCCUCCCUCGACCCAUCUCGCUCUUCCCUUCAAAUCACACUCGAGCUCCAUGCCCGGCUCAUCAACCCACUCACCACCCUCCCCUUCUCCCUCGCCAGCUUGUACCUCACCCCAGGCAGCUCGGCGACCGACUACAACCCGGGGCCUACCAGGCUGAGGGUGGUCGAGCUCAUGGGCCCCAUCAGGCGAAGUAUCGCGCCGGACGGCAAGAGAGAGUGGAAGGUGAUCAAGAGUAAAGGCGGGAGGGGCUGGUAUGUCGAUGUCUCGGCAGGCUGGCGGCCUGUACCCCGUAUGCCUGCGUCGCCUACAUCAGAGACGGGCUUUGAGCAAGCCUCAAGCAACGAGACCGAGAUGGAGAUGCAGUUUGUGAGGCACCUGCCCAAGGGUCAAGAGCAUAGGGAUUGGCUCACAAAGCUGAGUGAUGCCACUGGGAGGGUUGGGAGUACGAUCGGGUGGCAUGCGAAAAAGAUGGAGGUUGUCAGAGGGUUUGGGAUGAUGGGGAGGGAGGAGGGGAUGGCGGGAGCUGGAGCAUUUGCAUUCGAAGAGUAG
This is a messenger RNA of Cryptococcus wingfieldii CBS 7118, 2814 nucleotides long. RefSeq lists its product as hypothetical. The transcript is spliced from 2 exons. Bases 1 to 2814 code for a protein of 937 amino acids. The record is from RefSeq and is a predicted model, not a curated record. NCBI's taxonomy places the organism in Eukaryota, Fungi, Basidiomycota, Tremellomycetes, Tremellales, Cryptococcaceae.